UUAUUGUGGACCAGGUCCACCCAAGAUUUUUUGCUACACCAAACCCUGCCCCGGACACCUCGAAUUUUGACACAUCUGUUGCAAGCAGUCCAGCAAGAGCCAUUUUGAAAGUUUGGAAAAAGGAAAACGAAAAAAAAAAUAGCGCGCUAUUGACAUUGUCCACACCUCACCUUGUACUUAAAUCUUGAAAAUUCAAAAUACUCUCACUCACAUUCAUCAUCUCUGCAGACUCUGCUACAAACGGUUUCACUCUACUCCUCCAUUACACCAAAGCAGAAGCAAUCUGCAGAAAAUGCGAACUCGAUUUCUCACUCCCGACUACUUCAUCUCCGAUCAAACCCUAAAAUUCCUUCGUCUUCCUCUCUCUCCUCUACCUUCUCCUCCCAAAUCACUCUCAUCUUCCGAUGAAUUUCUUCGUUGCUGCUCCACUUCUUCCGCCAUUUCCGUUUCUCACCAGCUCCAAAACCUUCCGAUCGACGGUGCUCUCUCCAAAUUCUACUCCGAUGUUCUUCCUCACACUAUCGACACUUUUAAUGGCGAUUUGUCGUUCAAUUCCGGAAGUAGUUAUGACGAUGUUCAAAUUCCGAAGAAGGAAGCUGGCUUAUAUCAUGAAGAAAUGGAAGCUCACAGCUGUUCAGCUUCUGAUUCCGUAACACUAGAGAAUCAAUAUGCAAAGGACACUGUUGGUGAAAAGAAUUACAAUAAGGCUGAAAUUAUUCAGUUUGAAGCACCAGAACUUUCUCAAUUUAUGGAGAAUGUUUGCAUGUACGAGAAAGAAGUUCAGUUAUUGUCUGAAGUGCAAGAUUGUGAUGAUGAUUUGGGAUUGCUAAAUCUUGUGCCCACAGAUCCAUUUGGUUUUGAUGUUAAAGAUCCCGUGAAGUCAGUGGAUUCUGUUUGUCUAGAAUAUGAUAUGACCCCAAAGCUUCCGGUACUAGAUGACGUUGAUCUCUUACCAGACAAUAUCGAUCACUGUGGCACCUCCUUACCCUUGCUUGAAGUAGAAGAGGUUGGACCUGCCGAUAUUUCAUACUUUUGCUUGGAACCUCUCUUUGCAACCAUUGAAGAACAGCAUUCUGCUUGUAGUGUUGACCUUGAACAUAGUUGCCAAGAUCUGCUUGUCUCUGUGGAAAUCGAUAUUUUGGAGCAUAUUUCUGAUAAUCACUCAUCAAAGCUCCCCCUUGAAAUUUGUUUUACAAGCCUGAGUCUAGAUAUUGAUCUCCUACAAGUUGUAGAAACUCCUUACAGAGAGGAAGACAUUGGGUCGAUGGAUGCUGGACCUAUUGCUUUUGUUGAUACAUUUUUAUUUGAAGAAUUUAAGAUGCUUGAUUCAGAUUCCUUAGACAUUUUUGAGGUGAAUGCUGCAUGUCAAACAACUGAAGCAACUAAAUUGUGCAAUAUGUUCCCAGAAGACUUGCCCUUCAGAAGUUUUGAUGAACUAAUUGUCAAUUGUGAACUAGCAAUUAUUGAUGGCACUUUCACAUCACUCUCUGUCCCAGAUCUGGUUGAUGAUGAAAAUAUUUGGUCGUUACAUGUUAUUUUUGAUAAAAUGCUCACAGAAUUGGAACCAGUGCCCCUCUUCACAUCAGAUGAAAUUUAUUUGGAUUGGCACCUUCUGGGAAGGGACGAAUGCAAUGGAGAUGUAAAUGCUGCUAUUGAGAAGCUGUUCAGUGACAUUGAUGAUUAUACAAUGGGUUCAUGUUUGAAAUCUGAUGAUGGUAACAUGGUAGUGCUUGAUUUCGUUUUAUCAAAUGGUCCUUCAGAUCGAUUGAAUAUUAGGGAGAACAAGGUAAUAAUGCCAUCUGGAGUGAGCUGCACAGAAAAACAUCUGAUCAAUGAAGUCGUUUCAAUGAAGUCACCAGAUGAAGACUGCCAAAUCAUAGAAAAUAUUGGGAAUCUUACUAAUGCUGAUUUUGAGAACAUUUCAUCCGGCAAGUUGUCUGAUGAUGAUUGUCAAAUCAUAGAAAAUGUUGGAAUUUGUGAUGGUGAUUUGCAUAAGGUAGAUUCAUCCGUCGAGUCAAUGCCUCAGUUUAAUGAUCUGGAUUUUUUCUUAAAUCCUACAAGUGCUACUGGUGGUAUGAGAACUGGUAACAAACUCAAGCCAUUAGAUGCAAAAUCUGUGCUUUCUGCUAGGGGUCAGAAGAAAGAAACAGCCAGUGCAAGCAGCAUUCAUAUGCAGCAGUUUGAUGCCUGUGAAGGUGUCAUUGCCACUUCAAGUGACAGAGAUACAGCUAAGUUGGAAGCGCUACUGAACUAUGGGCCUGUCGAGGGAAAAUGCAAUAAAGUGUCUUCCGGGGCUUCAGAUGGUACAAAUACAUCCAGUUUCCCUAUACCUGUUUGUAGCACAGCUCAGGAAUCUGAACCAGCUCAUCUCUGUGAAUCUUCCCACGACAUGCCUAUCAUUAUUAACACUCAAGAUUUUGAUAAAGAUAUGAUAAUCUCUCGGAGAAGCACAUAUCAGAAGAUCUUAACUAUGGAGAAGAAAGGAGUACAAGUUGUAGAGAGGGAUCUGAUUCUACCUGUUGAUAUAAUACUUAAUUCUACAGCGUGCAUAGUGUGGUAUGACUGCAAGAAUAUUGGAAAGAAAACCACUGCUCAAGAUGAGGGUGCUUCAUGCGUUCCUCUCUGCAUUGAGAAUAUAGCUGCAAAUGUUCUGACAUCUCUGAGUUUUGCAUUCACUACCUGUGUUCUGGUAAUUGACUUCAUCUAUGCUUAAUGUAUCCGGGUGCUUUUUCUUAA
Chenopodium quinoa (quinoa) is the source of this 2736-nucleotide messenger RNA. RefSeq names its product protein SHORTAGE IN CHIASMATA 1-like. Bases 293 to 2713 code for a protein of 806 amino acids. Gene Ontology annotation, biological process: reciprocal meiotic recombination; resolution of meiotic recombination intermediates. The transcript is spliced from 5 exons. NCBI's taxonomy places the organism in Eukaryota, Viridiplantae, Streptophyta, Magnoliopsida, Caryophyllales, Amaranthaceae. The record is from RefSeq and is a predicted model, not a curated record.